Lindgomyces ingoldianus is the source of this 997-nucleotide messenger RNA. RefSeq lists its product as uncharacterized. The transcript is spliced from 8 exons. The record is from RefSeq and is a predicted model, not a curated record. Bases 1 to 924 code for a protein of 307 amino acids. Lineage: Eukaryota; Fungi; Ascomycota; Dothideomycetes; Pleosporales; Lindgomycetaceae.
AUGUUACAAUUGGUUAAGAUUUCUGUUAUCCAAAUGACACAACAGAAAAUACCGCGUGAUUCCUCAAUCUCAGUUAAUGCGAUAAGUCGGCCUUUCCAGGGGCUUUUGCUCGUACCUCGGUUCGGAUUUCGUUCUGGGAAAGAGUCGUAUAUUAACGAGGAGAUCCAGGAACUGCUUGUUGGGAUGAAUGAGGAAUGGGAGGGAAAUGUGUUCCCAAACCACCUUGGUAGCACGAAGAUGGGUUCGAAGAAGAAUCUGAAUCACAUGCCGUGGAUAGGAGAGACGGAGUGGCAGGGACAUGAGCCAAGACAGGAGAAUGUUUGUAUCACGAAUCGGAUAGCAUUUGGGACAACGCCAGUCGUCUGUAUACGACAAUUCGGAGCGCACUGGCUCAAUCGCAAUCGGCCUUUCAAGCUGGAAUGCUAUCAUUUUUCAUUGGUAGCCCCGAACGAAGAAUGGUUGCAUCGAGGAAGGCUUGGUCUUGACGAUUGUGCAGAUGCUGAAGGAAGAAAGGCGGGGGUGUCUUGGCGCCGUGCGCAGGUCGGUGUGAAACGGGUGGAACCCCGCACGGGCACGUGCCCGGACUAUUCACGGAAUCGUGCACAAGGGAAAGGGGAAAAUGCGUGUGCCACCGUGACUCGCCAUGACAUGAAGAAGCAGCCAAAGCCCAGAGCACGCCACCCACAGAAGACAGUAGAUAAACUCCAGAACCGGGAGCCAGACUCCGACGCCAUUGCCGCCAUCGCAUGUAUGAGAAGAUGCAGAAACAUUGAAGAAAUUAGGGAAAAGUUUUCAAGGCCUCACAGGGUUCGAGAAUUCCAGGCCCUCCAUGCGAAAGAUCACACGGUGGCGCCAUUGCUAGCGGGCCCGGUCAUUGUCGGUGUUGCUGCUAGCAGAUACACCUUGAUGCCGAGUCUGACGUAGUAUUAAAGAGAGACUCCGUGGAUAUGCAGAUUAAUCGAAAGCUGGAUGUAUAGUCUAUGAAAGAUCCAUUGGG